Messenger RNA from Adelges cooleyi (spruce gall adelgid), 597 nucleotides. RefSeq lists its product as uncharacterized. Lineage: Eukaryota; Metazoa; Arthropoda; Insecta; Hemiptera; Adelgidae. The transcript has 9 exons. The record is from RefSeq and is a predicted model, not a curated record. Bases 19 to 597 code for a protein of 192 amino acids.
UUAGCAUCGAGAACGAAGAUGGAUGCUACAAACCGCCUCAUUGUAAUACAUUAUUUCAAUGGGACCCUAUGGAACAAAAUAAAAGAAAUUGUUGGACUUGAUUAUGACAUGGAGCGAUUGAUUUAUAUGUGUGCAUUAUCUGGACUACAAUUUCAAAAUAUGGAUCUUUACCAGACAGCAUUGGAGGCUCGACUGCAGGGAAUAGUACUCAGAGACUCAGGCCUUCAUCCCAUUGACGCUGCAUUUCUUGGUAACGAUCGCCUAAAUGUUAUUACUCUUGGAAUGGCUCGAAGACGUAUGUUUUUGGUAUCUUUAUCAGAGUUCAUAACCGAUAUUAUAAACAACCCAGAAAAACACAAUAUUGGUUUUUUCUACCAAUGUCGAAUAGUAGCAUUGUUCUAUAGUUCAAAAUUUCCAAAUAGGAACACAUACUCAACAGAUGCUAUUGUUUCAGCCGACGAUACUUGUAUCAUAAGUAACUAUGGAAAUAUCAUGAUGUCAUUCAAAUACCGUGGCGGUAUCUUACAUAUUGUAAACAACGAAAACCAUUCGACUUUUGGGGAAAGCAUAUUAACUUCAUUUUUAAAAAUUACAUAA